UAUCCUGCGGCCCAAGUCGUCAUGUCAGGUGGUGCCUUUCGCUGAGCCUCAUGCACUAAGGGCCAGUUUCACAGUUCCCCAUGAUGGGUUAGUAAGCUCCCAAACCAAUACCAGACCCUUCGAAAUUUCCUUGUAUAGUAUCUGGUGUUAAUUAAGUUCACAAAUUUGAUGAAACUAUGCGGGAAGAGUCUUGUGUAUUUAGUGUGGCAUCGAAGACCUUCCCAUUUUGGAGUGUAUGGGAUUCUAUUGUUUGGUUCGGGGUGUUACGAAGACACUGUGUUGGACUGUGAAAUCGGCUCUAAGUUUCGAUACCAAUUAUUAAAGACGCACAUAUUAAAGUUGCAGGCCUCUAAUGGUAUUGUACUCAGACCAGAUAGAUAUUAAUGCGUGUUCCCCCUAAACGUGGGAAGGUGAACAUGUAAGUGAAUGUUUAGUCAAGCAGGUGUCUAGCCAUGAGCCAGCGCGUGCGGGAGUAGCGAGGCGGCGACCCCAGCGACUGAACCUCAGAGGCAGAGUGGCGUGGUCUUCGCCGCCACGAGCACGGCGCCUCGGUCCCUCGCCUCGCCACGCCGCCCGGCUGCACGACACGGCCCGACAAUGUCUCUUCUUUCUUGCUGUAACGCAGUGCUGAAAACUUUGUAGCCGUGUGUAGUCGUGUGCAGGAACCUGAACUUUAUUGAAACGCAGGACUGAGAACUUUAUACUUGUAUCACUUAGUACUAGUUAAAAAAAAAAACUAAGUCACUGAAAUGCAACACUGAAGAUUUUAUUGAUUAAUCAUUCAUUAAUACGUGAGAACUAAAAUUUUGCUGAAGUGAAAGACUAAACCAUACUACAAAGUUGAAACUAUUGAGCUUUAUGGAAAUGCAAGAUUGAUAAUUCCGCAGAUUCAUCACCGGGUCAUACGCUGAGACUUAAAAUUUACAGAAAGACUGAAAAGAUCGCAGUUGUGUCAUCUAGUACAUUGAAAUUAGGGCCCAAAGUGUGCCCUCGAAGCUUUAGUGGGACCUCAGUAGUGCCGCGCCCGCUGAUCCAUAGUCGCAAGGAAGUGAGUGUGUCGCCCCUCUCGCCACCCACGCGCCGCCAUGGACCCCGCCCGGCUGCUGCAGAUCAUCACCAACAGUACCUGGAUGGUAACCAAGCUGGUGGCGGGCGGGCCGGUGGAGUUCGAGCACCCGCACUACGUGGUGGAGGUGGCCGAGAACACCUUGGCCGACCCGCUGCUACGCCUCACCACGCGGGCACACUCCCACGGCGAGAGGCUCGAGUUCAGCAUCAAGGAAGGCAACGAGGAGGGACUGUUCUCGGUGGACAGCUCGAAUGGACUGCUCAGCCUCGUGCAGCCGCUGGACUACGAGGAGCAGCGGCAGUACGAGCUGGUGGUGCGGGCGUCGGCGGGGGAGAGCGGCAGCGAGGCGAGCGUCGUGGUGCAGGUGACGGACCAAAACGACCACGCCCCCGCCUUCCCCAGGACGCUGCACGAGACGCAGAUCACCGAGGAGGAUGACAGGCACCUCCCCAAGACUAUACUGACGGUGACAGCGAGGGACGAGGACGCGGGGGAGUACGGUCACCUGAGCUACAGCCUCGAGGGGGAAGGCGUCACCGGGGACUCCAACUCCUGCUUCGCCGUCGACCCCUCCACCGGCGCCAUCCUCCUCCUCAGGCCCCUGGACCGUGACCCGCCCCACGGAAGGUCUCAGUGGCGUUUACGAGUGACGGCGACGGACGGCGAGCUGGAGGCCUUCACCGACGUGCACGUGAACCUCAAGGACGUGAACGACAACGCGCCCUACUUCCCUAAGGCGACCAUCAAUGCCACCAUCACGGAGAACACGCCGCGCGGAACCUCCGUGGCGCAGGUGUCGGCGCGGGACAACGAUGACCACUGGGAGGGUCACAACGCGUACCUUGUCUAUUCCCUCGAGAAGAACGUGAUAGACGAGACCUCCGGCAGACCAAUCUUCGAGGUGGACAGCGAGCGCGGUCUCAUCACCACGGCGCUCUGCUGCCUGGACCGAGAAAAGACGCCGCGAUACGUGAUCCAGGUGGUGGCGACGGACGGCGGGGGUCUGAAGGGCACAGGCACGGUUCUGGUGGAGGUGCAGGACGUGAACGACGUGCCGCCCAAGUUCAUGCAGCCGGAGUGGAGCCUCGAGGUGCCGGAGAGCCCCGACGCGGCGCCCCUGCUGGCCGCCUUCACCGUGCUCGACCCCGACGACACCAACGCCUUCGCCUUUAGGGUGGUGGCGGGCAGCGGGCGAGGCUGGAGGAUGUUCCGCCUGAGGCCCAGGGCUGACGGAGCGGCGGCGGGGGAGCUGAGUUCCGUGGUGCCGCUCGACUACGAGAACCCACAGCACCGCCAGGGAUUCCGCUUCAGAGUCCAGGUCACUGACUUGGGGGAAGCGGGCUGGGGACGGGAGGACCACAUAGACGAGGCGUGGGUGCUGCUGCGGCUGGUGGACUCCAACGACAACGCUCCGACCUUCGCCAACAGUCACGCCCACCUCACGCUGCCCGAGGACACCCCUGGCGGCACCCUGCUGGCCUCCUUCAUUGCACAGGACGUGGACGGGGGAGGAGAGGGUCAGAUCAGCUACACUAUAGACACCGCCAGUGACCCUGGCGGGCUGUUCUCCGUGGACGAGGCUGGGCAGGUGCGGCUGGUGGGCGAGCUGGAUCGCGAGGCCGCGGCCAUGCACACUGUCCUUGUUCUGGCCACGGACGACGGGAAGCCGCCCAGGACGGCCACCGCCACCCUCACGGUGAAUGUAACAGACGUGAACGACAACCCACCGUUCCUGAAGGAGCCGUGGGAGGUGCAGGUGGUGGAGAACGCUGAGCCGCAGGAGGUGGCGAGGGUGAGGCUCGGCGACCCCGACGACUGGCGGCAGGGGCACGGCCCGCCCUUCACCAUCCACCUGGACCCUCUCGCGCCGCCCCACACGCGAGCCACGCUGAAGGUCUCCCUCAACAAGCGCGGGGACGAGGGCCGUGGGGUGGGGGUGGUGUCCACUCGCGUUCCGCUGGACCGCGAGCAGCACCGGGCGUUACUGGUGCCGCUGGUGGUGGCUGACGCAGGGUCGCCGCCGCUCACCGCCACCGUCACACUCACGCUGCACGUGGCGGACCUCAACGACAACCUCAUGUGGCCCGCCGCCAAGACAGUCACGGCGCUCACCAUCAAGCCCCAGAGCCCCGACGUACCCUUGGGGCGGGUGUAUGUGCGGGACCCCGACGACUGGGACGCGCCAGCAAAGUCGUACGCGUGGCGCUCCUCGGCCCGCCGCCACCCGGCCUUCGCCCUAAACACCAGCACGGGGGAGCUGACGAUGCGGCACGGCACCACGGACGGACGCUACGACUUGGGCUUCACAGUGAGCGAUGCCACACAGAGCCAGUCCGGAGUGGAGGCCAACGUGACGGUAGAGGUGAAGUCCCUGAGUCUCGGGGAGGUGAUGUCUUCCGUGCCGCUCACCCUGGCCAUGCGCCCUUACCGAGUGGUGAGGGAAACGGAGAAAGGCUCGUCCAUCCUGCAGCAGGUAGUAGCGGCGGCGCGGGCGUGGGUGCAGGACGCCGUGCGAGUGGUGGCGGUACAAGGUGUUGGCCGCCACAGCACGCGGGUGUGGCUGUCCUGCCCCACCAGCCAGAACCUGCACCACACGCUGCUCCUCCAUCAGGACAAGAUUAGUAGCUCGUCUGGAGUGGGCAUUUCUCAAGUGGGGGUCGGCGCGUGUCAGGAGGCGCUCCAACGGGACUGUGAGGGCGGGUGUUGGGUGCAGAUGUCCCUGAACGAUGGGUUCAACCUGAUAGACGCCAACACGUCAGCCGUGGCGGGGCCGCAGCUCGGCAUACAAACGGGUUGUGGCUGUAAGCCCGACGCGGCCCCGCCCACAUGCAGCCCAAACACCUGUCUCAACGGCGGCCGUUGUCUGCCCACCCUUGCCGGGGCCAGGUGCGUGUGUCCCCAUGGCACGUGGGGGUCGCGCUGCAAAAUUCUCGACAGGCACUUUACCGGCGGCCCUGACGGCGGGGGAGGCUGGGCUUGGGUACCCUCGCUGCCAUCAUGCUCUGAGAUGCACAUCAGCCUCGAGGUGCUCACACGCUCAGGGGACGCCACUCUCCUGUACUCUGGCCCUGACCACUUGUCGUCCGUGACGGGGGACGGCAGCGACGUGAUGAUGCUGGAGCUGCGUGACGGCCGCCCCGCCCUCCUGCUGGACCUGGGGGCCGGCCCCGUGACCCUCAGCCUCAACGCCUCCUACUCCUUAGCAGACCACACCUGGCACAGACUGGAUCUUAUCUGGAGGAACGAGCAGGUAGAAGUGAUCGUGGACCUGUGCAGCGGCGGCAACCUCGACGACCAACAAACCUCGCCCAAGAAGACUUCCCACGACACGAAUGUUACCACCGCCGCCCUCCUGGCCGGUCCUCCCGACUUUUACAACUGCCGAGUGACCGCGACGCUCCCUGAGGGCGCCCGUCUCCUGAACGUGGGUCAACCAUUGCAGGUGGCCGGCGUGGCGUAUCCCACCCCUGACCACAUCGUACACGGUUGGCCGGAGCCGCUGCUCGCCCCACCCCUGAUCGGCUGCGUCAGGAACCUCAGAGUUAAUGGUCAGCUGAUGGAUCUCGGCCACGGCGUGCUGAGCUGGAGCAGCAGCCCGGGCUGCCCCGCCGCCGAGUGUGUUGGCAGCGGCCUCACCUGCGGCCCACACAGUAGGUGCCGCGGCUCGCCGGGGGCGCUGCGGUGCGAGUGUCUGCCGGGCUGGCGGGGGCCAGGCUGUGAGGAGCCCACCGUGCCCGCCACCUUCCACGUCAACAGUUACGUCAAGCUGGCGCUCUCCUUCACGCCCCUCGCCUACACGACCUCGCUGCAACUCAGGUUUCGCACGAGGCGGAGAAGAGGCGACCUGGUGGUGUUGUCGUCGCAGCAUGGCCGUGACCGCUUCGCCGUGCAGCUGGUGCGAGGACAGCUGUGCCUCGUCCUUCAGCUGCACCCGGAAGACCCUAGCUCCCUCUGCCUCACGCGUGCUACCCUCACCGACGGACGCUGGCACUCUGUCGAGGCCCAAAGGCACGGCUCGGUCACUAUCUUGGCAGUGGAUGACGGUGACGGCGAUCUAUACAACGCCUCGGUGUCGCUGGAUAGCCGCCGCCUGCUGGAGGUAGACAAGCAGGAGGGGGUACACGUGGGCGGCUCUCCGGAGUACGCCGGCGUCAGUGUCUUCAAGAUCCACGGCGACUACCACAAAGGCUGCCUUGAUGACCUGCGAAUAUCAGGGCGGAGGAUGCCGCUGCCCCCCGCCGUCAACAACACCGCGUGGGGCCAGGCAAGCCUGUACCAGCGGGUGGACGAAGACUGUGACGCCCCGCCGGUCUGUGCCAACGUGACCUGCAGGCCGCCGCUCACCUGUGUCGACACCUGGCGCUCUCACCACUGUGGGUGUGGCGAGGGACAGAAGUUGUCCGCCGGCCGAGGCACCUGCGAGGACGUGGACGAGUGUGUGUGGCAGCCCUGCCUCAACGGCGGCUCCUGCUUCAACAAACACGCAGUCGGGUACGUCUGCGAGUGCCCGUCAGGUUUUGGCGGUGAACAGUGCCACAUGCCCGACGCCACCAACACCACGCUCAAGCUCUCCCUCUGGGCCCUGGCGGCGGUCUUGGUGUGGUGUGCUUUCCUGCUGCUGGUGGUGGGCGCCGUCCUCAUCCACCAGCACCAAAGCCGCGGCGGCCUGCGUCGGGGUGAGACUCAGGUCAAGGAGAGCACCAUCAACGGUAAGGGCGCCUCGUCCCCGCGCAGGCGUCCCCCUAACCUUCUGGAGCUGCAGUUGCUGAAGCCGCCGCGAGCUAACGGACAGCCGGCUUGGAGCAGCGGACACAAGGCGGGCGAAAAGGCGUUGCAGUCCGACAGCACCUCCGGAGACAGCACGGACGAGUCGGGGCAUGACGGAGGAAGGAUCGAGUGCGACAAGAAGUGCAAGAAGCGACAGCUGACCUUCACAUGCCCCGUCGAGGACGACCUGAGAAACUACGCUUACGAAGGUGAUGAGUCGUCCCCGGGAUCACUGUCGUCUUGUAAGUGGACCAGGAGAGCAAGGAAUAGAAGGCAGUUAAACCAGGAAGUUUAUCGUAUAUUAUCAAGCAUGGAGGCCUGCGCGGGCACUGCGAAGGUCGUGGGUGCCCUGCCGGAGGCAGCACAUGUUCUUCAGUCCUGGAACUCAUCUGACCCUCAGCAGCCACAAGCCACAGCUUCCAUGGCUACUCUGUUUCCUACGGACAGCCAACAGCCCGUCGCAACUAUCGCUUGCGACAUUCACGCGGCAGACGAGACAACCUCCCUCAGCGUGUAUCCAGACUUGCUGUCUCCACCGAGUGGCGACAUAGUGACCGUCACCAUCCCGCCGGAACUCCUCACCCCACCUGGACCCGCACAGAUACCGAAGCCGCCUCGGGCCUUCAGCACACAGUAGAACCCUUGGCGCGUCUCCCAUCACACCAUAUAAAGGGCUUAUUGUGAACAUUGCUCCACAACACGCCCGUCUGGCUGUACCGGGCGUGGCGCGAAGGGGCUGCUGGUCGUAGAAAUGGUUUCUUAUUUUUUUAAAUGUUUCUAUUUCCAAUAAAAAUCACA
Messenger RNA from Eriocheir sinensis (Chinese mitten crab), 6634 nucleotides. RefSeq names its product putative neural-cadherin 2. The coding region runs from base 1086 to 6473 and encodes 1795 amino acids. Gene Ontology annotation, biological process: homophilic cell-cell adhesion. The record is from RefSeq and is a predicted model, not a curated record. The transcript has 29 exons. Gene Ontology annotation, cellular component: catenin complex; plasma membrane. Lineage: Eukaryota; Metazoa; Arthropoda; Malacostraca; Decapoda; Varunidae. Gene Ontology annotation, molecular function: cadherin binding; calcium ion binding.